AUGGCAGUCAGGUUCAUCCCCGCGGAUCAGAUCGAUGAGACGUUCAAGUCAAAGUACACCGACCUCAUCUCCGCGCCGCUGGGCUCCAAGAUCGUAUCCUUCAGCGACGAGUGGUUCGCAGCAGCCUCCAACCUCACCACCAAAACGGCGCCCAUCUCGCGCCCAGGCGUCUUCGUGCACUCGGGCGCCUGGUACGACGGGUGGGAGACACGGCGCCACAACAGCGCGCCCUUUGACUGGGUCGUGAUCCGCCUGGGGACUGCCAGCGGGCGAGUCGCGGGCGUGGAAGUCGACACGGCCUUCUUCAACGGCAACCACGCGCCCGAAAUCGCGGUCGAGGCCACCUUUGCCGACUCGGACGAGGACGUCAAGACCGAGGCGUACGCUGCCUGGGAGCCCGUGCUGGCCAAGCAGGAGUGCGGACCCUCGCAGCGCCACGGCUGGCUGCUCCCGGCCGUCACGGACAAGGCGUACACCCACGUCCGCCUGCUGAUGUACCCGGACGGCGGGAUCGCGCGGUUCCGCCUGUACGGGCACGCGGUCCCCGUGUUCCCCGCGGCCGCCUCGGCCGUGUUCGAGCUCAGCGCGACCGUCAGCGGCGGCGUCGCCACCUCGUGCUCCGACCAGCACUUUGGCACAAAGGACAACCUGCUGCUGCCCGGCCGCGGCCACGACAUGGGCGACGGCUGGGAGACGAAGCGCACGCGCGGCGACCACGUCGACUGGGUGAUUGUCCGCCUCGGCUGCUCUGGCCAGAUCGACCACCUCGUCGUCGACACCGCGCACUUCCGCGGCAACUUCCCCCAGCGCGUCCAGGUCUUCGCCGGCCGCUUCGAUGCAGACCCCGCCCAUGACGAUGGCGCGUGGGUCGAGGUCUUGGCGCCGCAGAAGAGCGCGCCGGAUGUCGAGAUGGAGUACCGUGCCGAGCUGGCCAAUGUCCAGGGCCAGACGUAUUCGCACGCCAAGCUGGUGAUUAUCCCCGACGGCGGGGUGAAGCGGUUUAGGGUUUUUGGACGGAGAGCGUAG
Messenger RNA from Ascochyta rabiei, 1026 nucleotides. RefSeq names its product Allantoicase. Gene Ontology annotation, molecular function: allantoicase activity. NCBI's taxonomy places the organism in Eukaryota, Fungi, Ascomycota, Dothideomycetes, Pleosporales, Didymellaceae. Gene Ontology annotation, biological process: allantoin catabolic process. The coding region runs from base 1 to 1026 and encodes 341 amino acids. The record is from RefSeq and is a predicted model, not a curated record. The transcript has 2 exons.